GACUGGAAUUCGAGACUUUAGAUGAAACUGAGAUCUCAGUGGAUAAUUCCUUAGCACAAUUUGAAUGUGACAUCAGUGAAGUAGGAAGUAGUGAUGGUGAGCCGUGGGAAGACACUUUACUCAAUACAGAAAAAAACCUUGAUAAUACUAAAUCAUGGUCUGACAUAGUGCCUGAGUUAUUGAAGGCAGUAGAAGUGACUUCAGUACCAAAUUCUGACUCAGAUGAAAUGAAUCAUAUUGACAAGCAUCUAUCAAUGAUUUGCGCAUGUAUUGAGAAGAGGGAUUUCAGCAGCUCAGAAAAAACUUGUUUAAUGGCAGUAGCAGCUUAUUUUCAGCAUUUGAAAACAGGAAUGGCACGGAUGCAGGCCAGCGAAUUAAUUGCAACAGGAUUAGAGUGGAUCAAGCAAUAUAAGGUCGAUGUAUUAGAGAAUGGGCAAAACAAUGGAUCAGAAACCAGAAAAUCUCUACUUCUCAUCGUGACCAGCAUCCAAAAACCAACAGUCUUUUCCAACACGAAGACAUCGCAACUCAAAUUAGUACAUAUCUAA
Molecule: messenger RNA, 548 nt
Organism: Ambispora gerdemannii
Lineage: Eukaryota; Fungi; Glomeromycota; Glomeromycetes; Archaeosporales; Ambisporaceae
Source: the annotation of a GenBank genome assembly